UCGCCUGCAGGUUGAACUCCGCCUGGGACAGCAGCGGGCGGUGGUGUGGGGGGGCGGACUGAGUGGGUCGUUUCCUGUCAGAUAUACGCUGACGAAAAGGAAAGUGGGUGGAAAAAAAAAAAAAAACUCAGUUCGGCGCUGAAGCUUGAGUUCUAAUUAAUUUCUAUCCCCCCCCCCCUCCACUUCACCCCGAGGAGCUCUUUCUGUCUCGGCUAGCGAGCGACACGUUAGCUACUUCCGGAAAACAACCUUCGGACACAGAAAGUCAAGAUGAAGACCAGGAGAUGACAUUGUGACUAUGGAUCUGCGUUUGCUGUUUUAAAACGGGUUCAGCUUGAAAAAUGGAGACGUAAACAUCUGGACCGUGACAGCGUGUGCUUUUGAGGAGAUAACGGGAGGCUGAUCCUCCCCUGAUUAGAGGCUUGGACUUGGACGCUUCCUCAAGACAAUGGCUGCAACGGAAACCAAAGCCACCAGCAGCGCUGCGAGUCUGUCCUGGGCUCGUGUUUGUAAAGAAUGCGGCCAACAGCACGAGGGCCUGGAAACUCACCUGUACGAGUACGAGAAUGAGGUGGACGAUGAGUUGGUUUGCCACAUUUGCCUGCAGCCCCUCCUCAGACCCAUGGAUACUCCCUGCGGGCACACUUACUGCUUUCACUGUCUCAGCAACUUCCUGAAGGAGCAGGACUUUUGCCCCGUGGACCGCCAGCGCCUGCAGCUGCAUCAGUGUCGAUCCUCCAGCCUGCUGGUGAAGAACCUGCUGGACAAGCUGGUUGUGACGUGCCCUCACUAUGCGGAGUGCCAGCAGAAGAUGCAGCGAUGUGAGCUGCAGCCUCACCUGCACAACAGAUGUCCUGUCUUUAAGAGGCUGAGGGAAGAAGCGGAGAAGAGGAAGAGGCCCUCCUGGAAUGAGAUAAAAGGACGAAAGGGUGAAGGAGAGUUAUCUGGAGACGCCAAACAGCUGGCAACGGUGUCUCGAAAUCCCACCCGGGAUCAGUCUGAGCCUGGUCUGAUCAAUCCUGCUUAUGAGGAAAUCGACGACGACAACACGCCCCUGCGGUCCAGUCUGGUGGCCGAGGCCAACGUGGUGGAGCUGUUCAGAGACGAACCCGGGGAAGAGCUGGGCCUCCGCAUUGUGGGAGGAAAGGACACACCGCUGGGAAACAUAGUAAUCCAGGAGAUUAUCCGGGACUCCAUAGCCUCUCGUGAUGGCAGACUGGCUCCAGGGGACCAUAUCUUAGAGGUGAAUGACGUCAGCUUGGCUUCAGUCCCCCAUUCGCGGGCCAUGGCGGUGCUGCAGCAGCCCUCCCUCCUCAGGCUCACCGUCAUGCAGGAGAAAGGCUUCAAAAUAAGGGACCAGCGGUCCGACCCUCACCCCUCCACCUCCGCCGCCUCCCUGCCCUCUCACAGCCCGCACGGGAGCGGUCCCUCCGAUGGCAACCCCGGGAAAGUCCUGCAUGUCAUGCUGACGAAGACCCACCGCACGGAGCCGCUCGGCAUCAAACUCAUCCGGAAGUCCGACGAGAGCGGCGUUUUUAUCCUGGACCUGUUGCCCGGCGGUUUGGCGGCCAAAGAUGGGAAACUGAGGAAUAACGAUAAAGUUCUGGCCAUAAACGGACAUGACCUGAUGCACGGUACACCAGAGAGCGCCGCCAUGAUCAUACAGAACAGUGAAAAGUGUGUGAACUUUGCUGUAAUGAGGCCUGCAGAGAGUCCAGAAGAAGGAGGAAGCAGCAGAGAGGGCCAACCCAGCAGAGCAGUGAGGAGAGCCCCCGAGCCGCAGUACUACAGGCGGCAGACCACCUUCCUAAAGGACCCACCAGGUGGCUUUUCUUGUCAGGAGAAGACUGUGAGCCUGAAGAAGGAGCCUCGGACUUCUCUGGGCAUCACCAUAGCCGGGGGGAGGGACUGCCGAUGCAAGCUGCCCGUUUACAUCACUAGUGUGCAGCCUGUUGGCUGUCUGCACAGAGACGGCACCAUCAAACGAGGUGACGUUCUGCUGAGCAUCAACGGCGUCGACCUGACGCAGCUGACCUACAACGAGGCCGUCUCUGUACUGAAGGCCCAGACGGCUCAGUCCCAGGUGGUGCUGCGGGUUAUUCAGACCGUCUCCGAGAGCACCGAGGAGGACGCGGAGACCGGCAGCAGAGACGAGUUUGACCACAUGGACGACCAAAGAGACGAGAUCCGGACCUGGACGCCGCUGUGGACUCACUGGCUGGGGUUACCGAGUCAUAUGCACUGGUGCCGGGACAUCGUCCUGCAGAAGACCAACAGCGAGAGCUGGGGCUUCAGCAUCGUCGGCGGCUACGAGGAGAGCCACGGCCAGCAGCAGCCUUUCUUCAUUAAAACUAUCGUGCCUGGUACGCCCGCUCAUUUCGACGGCCGCCUAAAGUGCGGCGACGAGAUAGUGGCGGUGAACGGCGCUACGACGGUGGGGAUGAACAACUCGUCUCUCAUCCCGAUGCUGAAGCUGCAGAAGAACAAAGUCACCCUGACCGUGGUGUCCUGGCCGGGGAGUCUACUGUAACAAACUGUCUGUGUGUUCAGACGAGCACGCCAGUAGCCCUGUUCAGCUGCAUUCCUCUAAUCUAUCUCAAUCUCCUUAAUUUUUAUUAUUAUUUUUUUUAUUUUAUACAGAACAUUGUACAUAAUAGCUAUCAAAUGCACAGUCCAGUCUGUUGAAGCUGUUCGGGACUCAUGUAGAAACUGGUUGUAACAUUAAGGAGCACAAAUUAUAAAAGUGAAACUUAUAGUCGACACAAGCUUGGGAGCGUUCAGUUUUUUCUGGUUGAUUCUGUUUGUUGAUUAAAUCUCUGCCGUCAGUCGAUAGAAUAAAGACUUAUUUACCUCAUAUAUAUAAGAUUCCGACUAAAGACAAAUACCAAACUAAUCAGUUUGUGAUUUUUCUGUCUAAAAUUGAUGAAAAUCAUGCACAAUAUUGCUUUUAUAAUUUGAAUCAAAUUUAAAUAAAAUCUGCAGAGCAUUUUAAAGAGAUGGAUCAGGUAGUUUGCAAUAAUAAAUGUUCACUUUAAAGUGUCGAUGCUGGUAAAGUAAAAACAAGCGACGUGCACAGGUGAUUAUAACAGAUUUGGAUGAGCAAAACAAAUGUGUGCAUCGUUUAUUUUAUAUAUUUUUUUUAUUCAGGAACAAAUUAUGAGCUUUAGGGUUCUUAAACAAAGCCCAAAAAAAACAUUUUUGUUUCUUUUCAUGAAAUGUUGUUCCUGAUGAAAGUGUUGCUAAUUCUAGCCUUUAUUUUUUAUUUUCCUUCAAGCCCUCAUUUUAGCACUGUUUUUAUUUCCAGGUCCUAAGUAGAUAAUUUUUUUGACAGACCUGGAGAAGCGGGUGCCUUGGAGGUAUCAAAGGACAAGCCAGAGUAACUGCCUUAAACUGUCCCUCUACCAGAAUGUGUUGAUAAAUGCUGUUUAUAUCAAGUCUAAAGUGGCCUUGCUUGCCUCCUAAUGGACGCAGGUGUUGAACAUCAAAGUGGCUUUUCGAAAUAUUCACCAAGUAAUGUGUAAAUAACCCCAUUCUCUGUUUAAUUUUGAAUUUUGUUCAAUAAAAUUGUAUCAAAUCGG
Molecule: messenger RNA, 3578 nt
Organism: Fundulus heteroclitus (mummichog)
Lineage: Eukaryota; Metazoa; Chordata; Actinopteri; Cyprinodontiformes; Fundulidae
Gene: lnx2b
Product: ligand of numb-protein X 2b
Exons: 10
Coding region: 449-2530 (693 amino acids)
Molecular function (GO): metal ion binding; protein binding; ubiquitin-protein transferase activity
Source: RefSeq, a predicted model, not a curated record